Messenger RNA from Mytilus trossulus (common blue mussel), 390 nucleotides. Its product is annotated as rutC family protein in vnfA 5'region-like. Gene Ontology annotation, molecular function: deaminase activity. Gene Ontology annotation, cellular component: cytosol. Bases 1 to 390 code for a protein of 129 amino acids. The record is from RefSeq and is a predicted model, not a curated record. NCBI's taxonomy places the organism in Eukaryota, Metazoa, Mollusca, Bivalvia, Mytilida, Mytilidae. The transcript is spliced from 5 exons.
AUGAGGUGGUCAACUGAUCAGAAUCAGUCAACAGUCAAUGAUCUGUUGCUCUGGUCAACAAAAUGUGUGACCUCCGUGACUCUUGGAGGAUCCAUGACAUGGGAGUUUGACCGAUCAUUUACACCAUAUUCAAGACACAGACCAUCAUGUAUACCCGUUACAAAGAAGAUUAUUGAAACAGACAAAGCUCCUAUAUUAGAUUUACCUUUCAGUCAAGCUGUGUUGGCUGGAAAUACUCUAUACCUGGCUGGACAAAUAGGAAGAGAUCCUGUUACACUUCAACUGGUUCCUGGCGGUAUAAUUCCGGAAACAAUACAGAUAUUCAGGAAUAUUGGUGCAGUAUUAGAGGCUGCUGGUGGUAAUUUCAAGGAUGAAACUGUCAGGCCAUAA